Messenger RNA from Onthophagus taurus, 1452 nucleotides. RefSeq lists its product as uncharacterized. Gene Ontology annotation, molecular function: acyltransferase activity, transferring groups other than amino-acyl groups. Lineage: Eukaryota; Metazoa; Arthropoda; Insecta; Coleoptera; Scarabaeidae. The record is from RefSeq and is a predicted model, not a curated record.
CUAGUCGUCUCAAAACACUUGACCCGUCCGCCGGCUGCCAACAGUGACCAAUUGGCCACUGAUGACACCAGCACACAGGCGGGCCAAUUUUUAAACCAAAAAAUACAUAUAGUUACAAUAGUUUCGAAGCUAAAGUCUUUUUUUAGUUUUUUCUAAAAUACUUUCCGUCAAAUUUUCGUACCUAUUCGGCUAAAAAAGAAACGGGCAAAAUCGGGGCUUUUCUUUCAACGGGUACAGAAGCUGAAGCAACGAUCGCGAUGAAACCGCCAACUACUACUAUCUCAGAUGACAACCUACACGUGCUGCGACAAAUUUGUGAAAAACAACUACCGGCCACGAUGCACGUGUGCAACCUGCUGAACACACAUUUUAAAUGGAACGAGAGAAACACCACCGGGAGUCACAUGAAGUUCAUCUCGUUGGGGGAGGAUUGGAAGACAAAGGGUACAUUUGCGGUGAAGUAUAAUUCAGUAGACAUAUUUGUUUUUACUUUGGAAAAAGACUGUGAUAGUCUCCGUCAGCUGCUGAUGGAGACGGACCUAUUAGAUUCCGCAAAUCAAAACAUCUUCUAUUGCAUUCUCAACGAACACCUAACAACCGUCUAUGACACUUUGUCCGAACUCAACGUGGAUGUAACUGAAUCUUAUACAACAGCUAUGUAUUGGAUUUCAAAGGAGAGGGCGCUCAACUUCCCCGUAAAAUGUUCAGAAGAUGUGUAUAUAGGAACUUUAAAUCAGUCGCACGUGCCUUUAGUAUCUAGUCUUUGGCCGAGAGAGUUUAAUGGUGCCAAUGAAUACUUUUCGUCAUUCGUAGAAACAAAAGGAGGAUUAGGAGUAUUCUUAAAGAGUAAUAAUCAAUUAGUUUCAUGGGUACUCAGGAAUCAUUGGGGCGUUUUGGUCAAUUUAAGAACCAUACCGGAUUAUAAGCGUAAAGGAUAUGGGACGCUUUUGGUGAAAGCUAUGUGUAAGAAAAUAGCUGAAGAAGGAAACACGCCAUUAGCAACUAUAAUUGUUGGAAAUAUCGCAUCGGAAGAUUUAUUUAAAGGACUCGGUUUUGAAUACUACGAUAUGUGUAACACCAUAACAGUCAACUAAAAAUUUUCAAAAGAAAAAAUUGAUAUUUAAAAGUAAGAAAAAGAAAAGAAAAUUAACUAAUUAAUUAUAAUAAUAAAAAGAGUUUUAUAUUUUAGACAAAAACUAGUGAGUGUGUUAAUCUCUAUAAUAGACUUAAGUCGUUUAUUAAUUGGUACCAUUUAAAUUACUUAAAGUUAAUAAGUAUUUAAAAAUCACUUAAAUAUUUAAAAAUUAUUAUUGAAAAAAAAUACAAAUUACAGUAGAAGUGUUUUGAGCUAUGUAACCUCUGACUUGUAAAAUUUAGCCAGUGUGUGUAUAAAUUAGAACUUGAUUAACCACCUAUUUGACUUGGACGAAAUAAAUAAUUCAAAUUCUGGCA